AUGACAUGUGAAUAUCUCAGCAUUCAGCCUUCAAGUGUUGCUAGUGAAAGGACAAUUUCAAGAGCAGGCUUUAUGAUUACUUAUAAUAGAGCAAAUCUUAGUGAAAAUACUCUUCUAGAAAGUCAAAAUGAACUUGGUUCUCUUUAUGCUCUUCCAGGAACAAAAUAA
Cetraspora pellucida is the source of this 168-nucleotide messenger RNA. Lineage: Eukaryota; Fungi; Glomeromycota; Glomeromycetes; Diversisporales; Gigasporaceae. The record is from the annotation of a GenBank genome assembly.